UGUUGUUGUCCAUCUUUAACGCUAGCUCGACGUGAAUGCAACAAGGAAAGGAAAGUGUUCCCCCAACUGUCACUGUUUAUCUGCACCGUUUAAGCGUUUGGGAAGUGUUGUUUUUCCUUUUUUGACAAACGUUCAAUAAACAAACAUAUUAAAGAGCAGACAUGGCGCUCACCGAUGCUGACGUACAGAAACAGAUCAAGCACAUGAUGGGCUUCAUUGAGCAGGAGGCCAAUGAGAAAGUCGAUGAAAUUGAUUCUAAGGCUGAAGAAGAGUUCAACAUCGAGAAAGGGCGUCUGGUGCAGACUCAGAGGUUGAAAAUCAUGCAAUACUACGAGAAGAAGGAGAAGCAGAUUGACCAACAUAAGAAAAUACAGAUGUCCAACCUGUUGAACCAAGCGAGGCUUAAGGUGCUAAAGGCUCGGGACGAUAUGAUCACGGAUUUACAGAGUGAGGCUCGUCAAAGACUUGCAGAGAUUUCCAAGGACCCGGAGAAUUACUCCGUCCUAUUGCAGGGCCUGUUGCUUCAGGGAUUUUUUCAGCUCCUGGAACCUAAAGUGACCGUCCGCUGCAGAGAGCAGGACGUAGAAAUGGUUCAGGAGGCAGUUAAUAAGAACAUCCCGAUCUACAGAGAGGCGGUGAAGAGCAACAUAGUUGUUAAAAUCGACACAGGACGCUUUCUUUCGCCUAACAUCUGCGGAGGGGUUGAGGUGUACAACGAUAAUGGGAAGAUCAAGGUUUCCAACACCUUGGAGAACAGGCUCGAACUUAUCGCACAACAGAUGAUGCCUGAAAUCAGAAUGAAGUUAUUUGGUGCCAAUCCAAACCGCAAGUUCACGGAUUAACAGUGGAUUUGAAGAAGGCAGCGAGGACAUGCACGGGUGGAAUAAACUGCAUGAGGUGAACUCAGGCUUUCAUCAUAGUGAGCGAGAGUCUGCACUAUCACCCGCCACACAUUAAGGUCAAAGAAAACCCUGGCUCGGGAUGCUCCUGAUGUGUUGAUAUAUGUUUUUAUUUUUUUACUAAUGGACUGAGUAACAAUACAGCACAUGCGCUACAGGGAAUGCCUUAAGGACUGCUUUAAAUUGCAUUCCAAAUAUGUUUUCCUACCCUUGGGAAAUGUUACACUUGACUAUUUGGUCAAUGUGAUUAAAGCUACAUGUUAGUUCACCAAACAAACAGUUCCAGACUAUAAUGUGUUUGAUUAACCAGUAUGUUUGCCAAAUAUCCCCGUUUUUCCUAACAGUUUCACCGUGUGCAUGAAAGCAAUAGGCUGUUUACCAAAGUUGUGAAGCGCUCAACAUAAGAAAAACACCAAAGCAAUAAAUGUAUUUGUAACAAAGAAA
Eleginops maclovinus (Patagonian blennie) is the source of this 1343-nucleotide messenger RNA. RefSeq names its product V-type proton ATPase subunit E 1-like. The record is from RefSeq and is a predicted model, not a curated record. NCBI's taxonomy places the organism in Eukaryota, Metazoa, Chordata, Actinopteri, Perciformes, Eleginopidae. Gene Ontology annotation, cellular component: proton-transporting two-sector ATPase complex, catalytic domain. The coding region runs from base 162 to 842 and encodes 226 amino acids. Gene Ontology annotation, biological process: proton transmembrane transport. Gene Ontology annotation, molecular function: proton-transporting ATPase activity, rotational mechanism. The transcript has 9 exons.